Fusarium oxysporum Fo47 is the source of this 2640-nucleotide messenger RNA. RefSeq names its product ATP-dependent RNA helicase. The coding region runs from base 8 to 2548 and encodes 846 amino acids. Gene Ontology annotation, molecular function: nucleic acid binding; RNA helicase activity; ATP binding. The record is from RefSeq and is a predicted model, not a curated record. The transcript has 2 exons. Gene Ontology annotation, cellular component: nucleolus. Lineage: Eukaryota; Fungi; Ascomycota; Sordariomycetes; Hypocreales; Nectriaceae.
GCGACUGAUGUUCUGUUGUUGGUGGAGUGUCGGCGGAUCGGCACCAGCUUUUGCCGAUAACGAUAAGCUAAGAAAAAGUUCGGAGGAAAACAAAAAAUUGGGGACCUUCCUACAGACUUCGAGAUCAAACUCGACAACAGAAACCACGUUCAGCCGACUCACCAACGAAAAGAAACGGCGAAAAGCGAAACAGAUAUCGCCUUGGAAAGAGGCGACUCGAAUUUAUUCAAUGGUACCCCCUUCGAAGAAGCGCAAGCUUCCAACUGCGACCGGUCCCGCCUCGAAACGAUCAAAGAACAUCUCCAAGAAGAAAUCCGGCGGAAAAGAAUCGCGCCGAGCCGUCGACGCUACAGCCCUCGCUUGGUCAUCGGUAGGCGAGGACUUUGGAGGACUAGAGGUUAUCGAGGGCGUGGACGUGGUCAAGGAUGGUAGCAGAGUGCAAUUCCUCGUGGCUGGCGACAAGAGCAACAUAAUCGAUCCUCAACAAGAAGUCCUCGAUGGGGACCAAUCUUUUGAAGGGUUUGGCGACGACACUGUGGAGGUCGGGGAUAUCAAUCCCGGCGAAGCUGGCAGUGGUCAAGGUGGCUUGGAGAGCGAGAAGCCUCAAGGGAAGAAUAAGGGCAAGGCUGGGCAAGGGAAAGCAGAGCAAGAAAAGGUCAAGAAGAACAAAAACAAAGACAAAUUGGAUGGGAAGAACAGUCGCCCCAAAAAAGAAGACGAGCAGCUGGACAAGGCCUCGAAAGUCGUACAAAAGUCCUCUGCACGCGGGGGCAACACGUUCGGCGCGUUGGCCGAUGCGAACGACUACGCAGACCAAGAAGACGUCGACAUGGCGGCCUGGGUUCCUCUGAACCUAUCACCUCAGAUUCUCUCAGCCAUCGCGAAACUCAAGUUUACCAAACCGACUUUGAUUCAGGAGAAGACGAUUCCCGAGAUUCUGGCUGGCGAUGACGUUAUUGGCAAGGCACAGACAGGUUCAGGAAAGACAUUGGCUUUCGGUAUUCCCAUGGUUGAGCGCUGGCUGGAGCUGCAAGAACAAGGCGUCGAGAGAACUGGUCCCAUGGCUGUGGUACUUUCUCCUACACGAGAAUUGGCUAAGCAAUUAGGUGAUCAUCUCAAGGCACUCUGUGACGGUCUUCCCAGCGCGCCGUACGUGUGUGUUGUGACAGGUGGUCUCAGCAUUCAGAAGCAGCAGCGACAAUUGGAGAAGGCUGAUAUCGUUAUUGGCACACCAGGUCGUUUAUGGGAGGUCCUCAGUGGCGACAGGGCUUUGCAAAGCAAAUUCGCCAAGAUCAAGUUCCUUGUUGUCGACGAAGCCGAUCGACUUUUUAAAGUUGGUCAAUUCAAGGAGGCAGAGGAUAUUAUUGGCGCUCUCGAUGGAAAAAGCCCCGGCGACGACGCAGAGAGCUCAGACGAGGACGGGGACGAGGAUGAUGAUGAUGAAGAGGAUGAUGACCGUAAUGCACGACAGACAUUGGUCUUUUCAGCAACCUUCGACAAGGACCUUCAGACCAAAUUGGCUGGAAAGGGCAAAUCUACAGGAAACGAUGAGGAGAAGAUGGCUUAUCUGAUGAAGUGUCUAAAGUUCAGGGGUGAGCCUAAAUUCAUCGACGUCAACCCCGUAAGCCAGAUGGCUCAGGGCUUGAAGGAGGGACUUAUUGAGUGUGGUGCUAUGGAAAAGGAUCUUUAUCUCUACACCGUUCUCCUUCUCAACCCUGGUCGCCGCACUCUCGUCUUCACCAACUCCAUCUCUGCUGUUCGCCGUUUAACACCCCUUCUCUCAAAUCUUAACCUCACAGCUCUACCUCUGCACUCUCAAAUGGCACAAAAGGCGCGCCUUCGUUCACUUGAGCGUUUCACUGCUGCUCGCAAUUCUAUUCUCAUUGCCACCGAUGUUGCCGCUCGUGGUCUCGAUAUCAAGCAGGUUGAUCAAGUUCUGCACUACCAUGUCCCCCGAUCUGCCGAUACUUACAUCCAUCGAUCUGGUCGUACAGCUCGUGGCGAGUCUAGUGGCGUGAGUGUGAUUCUGUGCUCACCUGACGAAGUCCUUCCUACACGACGUCUUGCAAGCAAGGUUCACGCCGAGCGUAGCUCGGGUGCAAAGAGAGAGCACUUUAUUCAGACUCUCCUUAUUGAUCGAAGGAUGGCAUCGCGUCUCAAACCCCGCGUGGACCUGGCCAAAAAGAUCGCCGAUACUGUACUAGCCAAGGAAAAGGCUCACAGCGACGAUACAUGGCUACGAAAUGCAGCUGAUGAACUUGGAGUAGAAUACGACUCUGAAGAUCUCGAGGCUGUCAACGCAAGCGGUGGCAAGGGUGGUCGAGGUGGUGGACGAAGGAGAAAGGAGCAGGCAGCCAAGAGCCUGUCUAAGGCCGAAAUGGGUGCUUUGAAGGCUCAACUGAGAGAGGAGUUGAGCAGAAGAGUGAACCUGGGCGUUAGUGAGAGGUAUAUCACGGGUGGAAGAGUGGACGUUGGUGCUCUUUUGAGAGAGGGGAAGAACGGGGGUAUUUUCCUGGGAAAUACAGAUGGAUUGGGGUUUGACUUGUAGUUAUAGAGAGCGUGUUUGAGCCUGAGCCUAUGACAGGCAAAAAUGGCCAAGUUAUAAUGCAUCUAUCGAAUAACAAAGUUCUGUUCACACUA